GGGCUUGUUACUUUGGCAUUCUUCCGGCGUCAAUUUUGGAUUAUUUCCUUAUAGUAAUCAGGAAAUUUUUUUUAACAACUCUUUGCUCACACAAAACACAUCUUAUCUCUCUAGUUAUAACACAGCUUUUAGAAUUUACAACUAUAUUGGGACAUUUAUUGAUCACACUCUUUUCACAUUUCGGCGUUAUGAGCGUAUUAUUCUCAACACUGUUACUCAUUUUGUUUCCUUUAAAUUUGUUAAUUAGAAGACGACGGGUAAAAAGAGAGUGUAUACUGGAAGUUGACUUUAGUCACGGAUUAAAGCUACGAGAGCAUGUUUCUGGUGACCCGAUAACAAAGUUAUUAUUUUAUAAUAACUCCAUGUCCAUUUUCGAAUUUUUCACUUGUCUUGAAAAGGCAGGCCUUGAUAAGCGGGUUAGUGGGCUUGUUUGCUACUUGGGCAACGGCUCUUAUGUGACGACACUUGGCUUGGCUGCUAUUCAGGAACUUCGAGAGUCCAUCACUAAUUUUUCACGGAAAGGAAAGUUCACCUGUUGUUUUUCCAACUCUUUCGGAGAAGGUUUUAAUGGAAUUUUUGCUUAUUACCUGGCCACUGCUUUUGAACAGGUUUACUUGCAACCUAGUGGUGAACUAAACUUUGCAGGGUUGAUAAUUGAGCAACCUUUUGUAAAGCGAUUCUUAGAAAAACUCGGUUUAGUCCCGUAUUUGGAAAGCAGAAAAGAGUAUAAAAAUAUGAAAAAUUUAUUUACCGAGACAAAAUUCACGGACGAGCACAAGGAAGCAGUAGCGGGGGUAUUGGAAGUUGUAAUUCAAGAAAUAACUGAUGAGAUUAUUGCUCGCCGUAGGAUCGCUCCUGAGGAUUUGAAAAAAUUGAUAGAAGGAAUAUUUUUGUCUUCUGAAGAGGCAAAGAAAUGGAAACUUAUAGAUGACGCCAUUUAUCUGCAUCAAUUCUACGAACUGGAUUUUAUUAGAAACAGGAAUCUUCUUUUUCUCCAGCACUACUAUAAAAACCCACGUGAUUUCUCGUUGAUGAUCCCAAAGUGCGUGUAUAAAAGGGUCCAUAGUUAUUUUCCGUGGUUGGCACGGCGUCUAUUAGGGUCCCCAAGAGUGGCUCUCAUAUACUUACGCGGCAGCAUACUAACAGGGAAAGGGGUCCCCGGCCGCACCAGCGGAAGUGACUGUGUUUCUAAGGCCCUCCUUUCAGCCUGCGAAGAUGAGCGCAUUUCUGCCAUUUUGCUCAGGGUUGACACUGGCGGCGGGAGCUACGUGGCCUCGGACGCAAUCUCAGCAGUUGUGGCCUAUGCGGCCCAAACGGCCAAGAAGCCUGUAGUAGUGAGCAUGGGCAACGUGGCUGCUUCAGGCGGGUACUUCGUCUCCUGCCGGUGCAGCCGCAUCGUUGCUCAUCCUUUGACCCUCACCGGUUCCAUUGGUGUUGUCUUUGGAAAGUUCGGGACCACCCAACUAUGGAACAAACUUGGAGUGGAUUGGGACGAUUUAAAUACACAUGAAAAUGCAACAUUUUUCACAGGAAUUUUUUGA
Zophobas morio is the source of this 1541-nucleotide messenger RNA. RefSeq lists its product as uncharacterized. Gene Ontology annotation, molecular function: peptidase activity. The coding region runs from base 189 to 1541 and encodes 450 amino acids. Lineage: Eukaryota; Metazoa; Arthropoda; Insecta; Coleoptera; Tenebrionidae. The transcript is spliced from 15 exons. Gene Ontology annotation, biological process: proteolysis. The record is from RefSeq and is a predicted model, not a curated record.